AUGAAGGGCUCUGAAGAUUACGAUCAACGAGCCUACAAAGUCACCUCCAAUCUGAAGCCAUAUCACGAGUUCAAAGCAAAAUUUGGAAGAAUCUUGGAAGAAUACGACAUUGAAUUUCACGAACUAUCGUUUGCAAUGCUGGAUCAUUUUGAGAAAAAGAAACAGAAACAAGAAGAGUUCGAAAGGAAAAUGAAUUUAUGUAAACUUCUGAAGAAAGUAAUUUCGGACCAUAACCCAACAUGGUUGUUCAAUGUGGUUCCAACUGGAAGCUCUGUAACAGGACUAGCCACAGAAAAAAGUGAUUUGGAUGUUGCAAUACAUAUUCCUCAAGCUGCACUGAUCGUUGAAGCAAAGUGUCAAGGGAGAAAAAUUACUGAAGAAGAGAGGAAGAUCAUGUGGAGAGAAAUGCAACUGGAAAUCUUGCAAAUUGUUAGGCUGGUUCUGGAGAACAACACAGAGAUCAAACCAUACAUUGACUGGAAAGAAGGAGUUAAACUUGUUCAAGCUCAAAUUCAAAUUUUGAGAAUUACAACGAUAGAUGGGAUUGAGUGUGAUAUUAGUGUUGUAUUGGAUCUUUUUCUGUCUUCUAUGCACAAUUCGUUUUUGAUCAAACAUUUUGCGGAAGUGGAUCACCGAUUCGGACUCCUUUGUGCAGUUGUCAAAGAAUGGGGAGCCAGUACAAAGGUUAAGAAUCCCAAAGAUGGAGGUUUUAAUAGUUAUGCUCUCGUACUUCUGGUCACCCAUUUUCUCCAAUGUGGAACAUCUCCACCGAUUCUUCCAAAUCUGCAGCAUCUUUAUAAAAAUGAAAACUUUUUCGCUUUGAGUGAACGAAUUUUUCCAUCCCGCCUGGAUUUCGGUGCUCCUCUUCCACGACCUCUUCCACAGCAAUCCGUUAAUCCGGCAACAGUUUCUCAACUAUUUCUGGAGUUUCUCUAUUAUUAUGCUGACUUUGAUUUCCACAAAUAUUUCAUUUCUGUCAACAACGCGAUGAUCAAGAAUCGAGACACAUUAAACAUGUUCGAUCCUGAUGCUCCUCAAAAUCCAGACGCUCCAAGAGUGCGCUUCCAGUUUCCCACUAUGGACGAUAUUCUCAAAAUGGAAACUGAUGUGGAAGUUAAUGACGAAGGAGAAGAAGGAAACGGAGAAGAAGAUGUUGAUAACUAA
Messenger RNA from Caenorhabditis briggsae, 1164 nucleotides. Bases 1 to 1164 code for a protein of 387 amino acids. The record is from RefSeq and is a predicted model, not a curated record. Gene Ontology annotation, molecular function: poly(A) RNA polymerase activity. Gene Ontology annotation, cellular component: cytosol. The transcript has 7 exons. Lineage: Eukaryota; Metazoa; Nematoda; Chromadorea; Rhabditida; Rhabditidae.